Messenger RNA from Helianthus annuus (common sunflower), 691 nucleotides. RefSeq lists its product as uncharacterized. NCBI's taxonomy places the organism in Eukaryota, Viridiplantae, Streptophyta, Magnoliopsida, Asterales, Asteraceae. The coding region runs from base 78 to 518 and encodes 146 amino acids. The record is from RefSeq and is a predicted model, not a curated record. Gene Ontology annotation, molecular function: serine-type endopeptidase inhibitor activity. Gene Ontology annotation, biological process: response to wounding. The transcript has 3 exons.
AACUGAACCCCUUAACUUUGAAGUGCAAUCUCCAUCUUUGUAUCUUCAAGUUCCUUCAAACAUAAGUGAAGUAAAAGAUGACAUCCAUCUCAGCUUCCAUUUCCACCUCAUCACCAUCCUUCUCUUUGCCCCAAAAGCCUACAAUCAUCCCCCUUGGUUCUCCAUUUCUCCGAUUUCCAUCAAUGAUCAAGAUGGGAAAAGUGAGAUGUUCCAUAGAAGAUAAGCCCGCUAUAACAUCCGACGACUUAGUAAAACCAAUCGGUGAAGAUGACUUUACUCCACAAGCACCUUGUCCAGAAGGGACAAUUUCUAUUGGAACUACUGGAAAGAGUUCAUGGCCGGAGCUUGUAGGGGAAAAAGGAGUAGUGGCAGCAGCUAUAAUUGAGAAAGAGAAUCCACUGGUUAAUGCUAUCAUAUUACCUGAAAAUUCUCCCGCCACUUUAGACUACAGGACUGACCGUGUGAGGGUAUGGGUGAACUCUGAGGGAGUGGUGAUUCGAACACCGGUCAUUACAUAAUUUAGCUAAUUUAAGGCUAGUUAUUUGGGUUGAUUAUCGUAUCAAAGUUAUUAUAAGAAAUAAAUGAUACGUACUUGUUAUUUAUUUUAUGAUUAUGGUCGUUUAAACUUUGUCAGGAAGAAACUGUAUAAUCUAGGGAUGCUUUAUUAAAUAAAAUUUGUAGCAUGUGUGUA